Molecule: messenger RNA, 1114 nt
Organism: Achroia grisella
Lineage: Eukaryota; Metazoa; Arthropoda; Insecta; Lepidoptera; Pyralidae
Exons: 7
Coding region: 145-672 (175 amino acids)
Source: RefSeq, a predicted model, not a curated record
CGUAAACACGCGUCGCAACGACGCUCACGGCACGAGAUACAGACGAACAUAAACAAAUACAUACGUGAUAUACCUCAACAAACUUUUUAUAUAGUAUGCAAUGUGAUUUGGGUAUCAUCCAUAAGUUGCCGCAUAGGGUUAAAGAUGAAGUCGUGGACGGCCCACGAGCAGGACACGACCCUCUCCUGCUGCCGGACUCUGCACGUCAAACACGCAGCAUAUGCAAGUGCCCUCUACACACUGAAUAUAUCCAUAUUGGUGGUGCUGUUGUAUAGUUGGAGGAUUGGCGUUAAUGCGAAGAGGUAUAAGGAACUGGACGAUGUUUAUUACGGUGUACAGAUAGCAUAUUUUGCAAUAAUAGGAACGCAGAUGUUCAUGAUUGUUCUGAGCAUAUUUCUCUUCUAUGGAAUUUAUAAAGAAAAUAUCGCGUUUCUUGUGCCGUGGGUGGUUGGAUGUAUGACGUUCAUGGCACUGGAGGCGAUGGCCAUGGUGUACUCCAAUAUACUUAGAGAUCAUGUUAACAAGCAAUUCGACGCCAUGUGUAAGGCGGAAAUAUCUUUUUUAAUACCAAGGAUAUUUUUGAAUUGUUUAUGCAUAUGGUGCGUACUAAGGCUAUAUCACUUGCUCCGCGCCGGAGUUACGUGGAAAGGCGCAGCCGCCAUCGAACUGUGACUACUACCGCCGGACCAGCUCCCGCCCUCUGAGUCACGAAAUCGAGACUCGCUUUCCCGUCAGUCGGUUCCUUGCGAGUCCACUCUUCUACUCGGAGGCGCGGAGAGCGACACCGACGCGAGUCUACAUUCGCUCUGACGGCGCGUCGCUCUAUUUACAAGAACGCUGCUGUGACAGAGUUGUGACUAUUACAUGAUAAUAUUUAUUUUUGAAUCAAAUUUGAAUUUCGAACUCAGUCGAGUAUAUGUUUUGUUAUUGCAAACAAGUGAACUUGAUCUUCCUCUGCACCGGAGUUAUGUGGAAAGUAGAGCCGCUAUCGAACUGUGACUACUACCGUCGGACCAACUCCUGCCAUCUGACUCCAAGAAUGGAGAUUCGCUUUCCCGUCAGUCAGUUCCUUGCGAGUCAAAAGAAAAGCGACACUGACGCGAUUUUUGCAUCA